AUGGAACGCGAAUUGAAAAAUAAAAUUGUAGCCAUAACGGGAGGAGCUGAAGGCAUAGGCCUCAGUAUCGCCGAUCAAUUCCUCAGCGAAGGAGCAGUCGUCGUGAUACUCGAUAUAAACUUGGAGAAAGGACAAAAUGCAGCCAAAGAAUUGCAAAGCAAGCACGGCGCUACGAAGGUCAGUUUCUUAAGAUGCGACGUUACGACCGAUCUGGAAUCGGUAUUCAAUCAGCUCAUAGAUGCUCACAAACGUGUUGACGUCUUGGUGAACAACGCCGGGAUCAUAUGCGAGAGUUCAUUGAGGAAGACUCUUGAAAUAAACACUGUGGCUCCCAUCGAGUGGACGGUGAAGUUUAGAGAGUACAUGAGGACAGAUAAGGGUGGGAGUGGUGGCACAAUUUGCAAUGUAUCAUCGAUAUACGGCUAUUGCCUAGACCCGUAUUUGCCGUAUUACAAAGCUUCGAAGUUUGCUCUAUUCGGCUUCAGCACUACGUUAGGACAUAAGCAGAAUUACGACAGAACUGGGGUAAGAAUCGUGACUGUAUGCCCCGGGUUUACAAGCUCAGCCAUGACAGCACAACUGACGGUGUGGGAUGAGCACGUUGAAGAGUUUGCGGCUCAGAGAAGCCAGCUGAAGUGGCAAACUCCUGCGCAGGUCGGUGCUGGUGUCGCUGAGCUGUUCAGGGUCGCCGAUAGUGGAACAGCCUGGGCUAUUAUAGGGGGAGAACCAAUUAAGCAAGUAGAGCAAAGAUGUCUCAAAUAA
This is a messenger RNA of Bombyx mandarina (wild silkworm), 762 nucleotides long. RefSeq names its product 15-hydroxyprostaglandin dehydrogenase [NAD(+)]-like. The record is from RefSeq and is a predicted model, not a curated record. NCBI's taxonomy places the organism in Eukaryota, Metazoa, Arthropoda, Insecta, Lepidoptera, Bombycidae. Gene Ontology annotation, molecular function: oxidoreductase activity, acting on the CH-OH group of donors, NAD or NADP as acceptor. Gene Ontology annotation, cellular component: cytoplasm.